AUGUCCACUCUCGACCCUCUCGUCCAAAGCCUCGCAUAUUCCCCGCCUCCGAUUGCGGAACAGCCUCCAUCCGAUGUUGAGGUUUCUACUGAUAUCAGCUCCAACCACACCAGGGAACCCGCCAAGGGCCGCGCCCACGCCAUCCCCAUAUGCAACCCCUGCGCCUGGGCGUGCCCCGAUGACACAGGAGGCGAAUACUGGAGUGGUGUUGCAGCGCCUGAGGACCCGGAUCCAGAGCUAGAACCAGAACUAUGUGAAGACCCUGGUAAUGGCCGACGGUGA
Messenger RNA from Pseudogymnoascus destructans, 282 nucleotides. RefSeq lists its product as uncharacterized. The record is from RefSeq and is a predicted model, not a curated record. The transcript has 2 exons. The coding region runs from base 1 to 282 and encodes 93 amino acids. NCBI's taxonomy places the organism in Eukaryota, Fungi, Ascomycota, Leotiomycetes, Thelebolales, Thelebolaceae.